GACUUCUUACAUUUUAUGUUAUAUUGUUCAAAUUUUAUUUCAAGUUGACUUGAACAUUCUCAUAAAUAAAUAAAAUAUCAACUUAUUUACUUCCUAGGCGCUUAUAAAAAAUGGCUGCACCACCAGAAAUGAGUGAAGCAGAUCAAAUUAAAACGUUCAAAGAUUUUCUCGUGCAAUACAAUAAACUAUCAGAAUUAUGUUUCAAUGACUGUAUACAUGACUUCACAUCAAGAAAUCUUAGGUCUUCAGAGGAAAGAUGCACACUUAAUUGCAUGGAGAAAUAUUUAAGGAUGAAUCAAAGAGUUUCCCAAAGGUUCCAUGAGUUCCAGAUGAUAGCUAAUGAGAAUAUGUUAGCAUUAGCUCAAAAAUCAGGCAACCCGAGCUAAUUAAUACUAGAUUGUAUUUAUUUAUAAUUUAGGUUUUAAUUUAAAAUGUUAAUGAAUAUAGUUUUGUUGAAUGAAAACUGGUUUUAGUCAGUUUUCUUACCUUUAAAACAAUUUUAAUGGUGAUUUUGUUUAUUCAUAUUGUAGCUUAGGUUGUUAGCAAACAAAUGUAAAUUAUGUAUACUUACAUAGCCUAUAAAUGUCCCAAUACUUGGCACAGAAUUUUUAUUUCUCAUGCAUUUUGAUAGAUCAAAAUGUUUUUCUUCCAAAAAUUACAUUUAACACUUUCACUGAUGUUUGUGGGAAUUGAACUUUUCUCUUACUAUUUGUAUUACAAACAAUUACCCUCGUGAACAUCACAAUGGCUUUUAAGUAUUAUUUGUUAUUACCUUGAGAUUUAUAUAGUACUCUUGGUAUAUAACAAUGAACAGUUUACUUCUUAAGUACAUUUUUUUAAAGUAUGGGAGACAAAUGUGCGCAUUUAAUAUAAUCUUAUUUUAAAUCUUAUUUAGAUUUAAUAUUUUUUAAUAUACUUCUUUUUAGUUUGCAGAAGAAAUAAUUGCAGAAAUGUCAUUUUCAAUUUCAAAGGGUUAUGUAAUGGGAAUGAUAAAAUAUAACUUUUCAAUAAAUUUGUUGAUACAAUAUGCGUGCCACCUAGUGUAAGUUAAUUGUACUAUGCCUAUAACUUUUGCGGAAGUGCAUGCUCGAACCGCUCUGCGCUGGAUGCGGUCAAGUGAAAGGAGCUGGCAUUGGGGUGCCCCGGCCCAGAAAUGAGUACAGUAUUCCAUGUGAGGCCGAACUUGCGCUUUGUAAAGUUGUAAGCUAUGUGCCGGCAUGAAAUACUGUCUCGCUCUGCUGAGCGCGCCAAGCUUUUUAGAGCCCAAUAUGGCUUUCCCUUCCAAGUGACCACGAAACUGCACACUAUUCGAUAUGUCGACGCCGAGAAUUCCGAUGCUAGCUGAGGCAGCAAGGGGAGUGACUUGAAACUGAGGAGAUACGACAAAGGGUUCUUUUUAGCGCUAAACGCGCAGACUUGUGUCUUCUGGGGAUUGAACUGGACUAGAUUUAGUCGGCCCCAAUCCGAGACGUUCAGUAAAGACUCGACUUCAGACACAAGUUUGUCCCGGUACUCGGCGACGUUUUCCCGAGAAAUAUUGGCACGGCGAUAUAUAAGGCAUCACCAGUGCUGUCGUCCGCAUAGCAAUGAUUGUUACCAGUAUGCAACACAUCAUUGAUAUGCAGGAGAAACAGCGUUGGUGAUAACACACAGCCUUGUGGAACACCAGCGUUGAUAGGCUUGAGAUCACAGCAUGCACCGUCUAUUACGACCUUGAUGCUCCGAUCAGUUACCCAACGAAAGGCGAAAGGUAAAUAAUUCAGUCUUAUUUUUACAAUCUAUUUAUUUGUUUUCUAACAAAAAUCAAGAAAGAGCAACAAGUGAAAUACUUGCGGCACUUACUCUAUUAUUUAUUGAGAAUACGAGGGCUGCACUAAAAGUAUCGGGAAUGGAAUAUUUCCACUGUUCCUGUCAUAUUAAAAUGUUUUUAAUUGGAAACCCCUUGGUUUUAAAAAUCGUAUACCUACCAUUAUUUAUUUAAAAAAAGAUUCUCGGUCUUGUCACAAGGUUUUGUCAAACUUGUUUAGUCGUUGAGAAAAUGGAAUUGACUCGAAUAAAUUCAAGAGCGAUGAUUUAUAUAUGACUUUCGAAGUGGUUUAACACAAAAACAGUGUGUUGACCGGAUGAUUUCUGCAUUUGGUGAUGAAGCCCCAUCCAAAACCACAAUUUAUCGCUAGUUUGCUGAAUUUCAACGUGGACCUGUCAAGCUCAGUGAUGAUCCCCGUCAAGGUCGUCCAAAAGCUGCAGUCACCCAAGAAAACGUUGAUGCUGUGCGUAAGCUGAUUGAGGAAGAUCGACAUGUGACAUACCGCGAAAUUCAGGCAACUUUAGACAUUGGCAUGAGUCAAAUACAAAUAAUCUUGCAUGAACAAUUAGGUGUAAAAAAGUUGUUUUCCCGAUGGAUACCGCAUUCGCUCUGUGAAGAGCAAAAAGCGGCUCGCGUUACUUGGUGCGUCAGAACUCUCGAAAGAUUCCACGCAGGAUCCUCAAAUGCUGUAUACAACAUCGUAUCAGGUGACGAAUCCUGGAUAUACGCGUACGAACCCGAAACAAAAAACCAGUUACGAGUUUGGGUGUUCGAAAAUGAGUUAAAGCCAACAAAAAUUGUUCGUUCACGGAGUGUUGGAAAAAGAAUGGUGGCCACGUUUGUCUCCAAAACCGGCCAUGUUACGACUAUUCCUCUUGAGGGACAAAGAACGGUUAAUGCAGAAUGGUAUGCUAGCAUUUGUUUGCCACAGGUCGUUUCUGAACUCCGUAAAGAGAACUGCAACCGCCGCAUCAUCCUCCAUCACGACAAUGUGAGUUCUCACACCGCACACAACAAAAGAGUUUUUAGAGCAAGAAAACAUAGAAUUAUUAGACCAUCCACAGUACAGCCCCGACCUAAGCCCUAAUGAUUUCUAUACUUUCCCUAAAAUAAAGAAUAAAUUGCGUGGACAGAGAUUUUCAUCACCUGAAGAAGCUGUGGACGCCUACAAAACGGGCAUUUUGGAGACCUCAACUUCCGAAUGGAAUUGUUGCUUCAAUGAUUGGUUCCAUCGUAUGGAAAAAUUUGUCAAAUUUCGCGGAGAAUACUUCGAUAAGCAAUAAAUACAUUUUUAAAUAGU
This is a messenger RNA of Parnassius mnemosyne (clouded apollo), 3107 nucleotides long. The record is from the annotation of a GenBank genome assembly. NCBI's taxonomy places the organism in Eukaryota, Metazoa, Arthropoda, Insecta, Lepidoptera, Papilionidae.